This is a messenger RNA of Trichogramma pretiosum, 5413 nucleotides long. It is a transcript of the gene RpI1, whose product is annotated as DNA-directed RNA polymerase I subunit RPA1. Gene Ontology annotation, biological process: DNA-templated transcription. The coding region runs from base 233 to 5323 and encodes 1696 amino acids. The transcript has 6 exons. Gene Ontology annotation, cellular component: RNA polymerase I complex. The record is from RefSeq and is a predicted model, not a curated record. NCBI's taxonomy places the organism in Eukaryota, Metazoa, Arthropoda, Insecta, Hymenoptera, Trichogrammatidae. Gene Ontology annotation, molecular function: DNA binding; DNA-directed RNA polymerase activity.
GCAGUGUGCAGGCUGCACGCAGCAAGACAUAGCCGCUUCAUCGUUGAAUUGAGUUUGACCUCAGACUUCAGAGUCGAACGCUGGCAGUGAUUAUAACCUUACAAAGUCACGUGUACCCGGUAGCUGCUUCUGAAGUAUAAUUUAAUCGUUAAAAGGCUAGUUUUAUAAGGAGUGAUUUCUCAUUUCUGAAAGUUUUUCUCAUUUGUUCAUUCGUACAAGAAAUGUUAAUAAAAUGAAUAAAAAUCCAAGACAAAACGGCCGUAUUACGGCGAAACAUAUCGAGCUAACAAAUCUUAAGUUUUCUGUUUUGACUGAAGAAGAUAUUAAACAUUUAAGUUGUAAAAAAGUUACCACCCCUGAUUCAUUCAACAGCUUGGGACAUCCUUUACAUGGAGGCUUACACGACCCACAUUUAGGUCCACUGUCUGAAACAUCAGAACCAUGUAAAAUCUGUAAUUCUAAUGUAUUUAAAUGUACUGGUCAUUAUGGUCAUAUUGAAUUACCAAUGCCUGUUGUCAAUCCAAUGUUUCAUAAGGCUUUACAAUUAGCAUUGAAAAUUUCAUGCUUGAGCUGUUAUACUUUUCAAAUGGAGCCUUAUCAAAAAGUAUUACUUGCUUCUAAACUGAAACUUCUUAGAAAAGGUUAUAUUACGAAAGUAGAGCAAUUUGAAUCAGAUGCAGCGAUUUUUGCAGGAGUCCCAUUAGACAAAGAUUGGAAGAAAGACAUUGAACUUGUUGAAAAUCUCUUUCAAGAAUACAUUCAAAGUAUCGAUGACAAUGCCAAAUCUAAUAACUCAAAUAUAAUCACUGAAGAACCUGAUUGUCUAAGUAACAAAAAUAUGUACUCUCUGUGGUAUGAUUGCAUAAAUAAAUCUAUGAGUAAGGAAAAGUCAAAGGCAACAGAUAAAGGCACAAAAGAUGACAAGAAAUGCAAAAACUGUAAAGAGAAGUUAUGGGAAAUUAAAGUUACAAGAAAUAAAAUUAGAAAAAAAUAUAUAAACUCUGAUCAAUGUUUACCAGUUAUGCCAGAUGAGUCAAAAAAAGUUCUUAGAAAUUUAUGGGUAAAUGAAAAAGAAAUAAUGAGACUCAUGUUUCCUUGCCUAAACAAUAUAACCAUUGAAUAUCCAACAGAUAUAUUUUUCUUCAGCAUAGUACCAGUAUUACCAUUAAAUGCUCGACCUGUUAACUAUAUGAACGGUAGUUUGAUCGAGCACCCUCAAACUCAGAUCUAUAGAUCAAUCAUUGUUAACUGUUUAACUCUGCGCAACAUAAUUCAAGCCAUUAAAGAUGGAAAUACCGAUCAGCUUCCGGAGUAUGGAAAAAAGGCAUUGAAAGAGACCAGAGGGGAGACAGAUAUGGAAAAACUGCACAAUGUCUGGACAGAGUUGCAAUCCAAUGUUGACCAUACGGUCGAUAGAGACAUGAGCUCGACCACCGAAUCAGCAAAUUGCCAAGGUUUGAAGCAAGUGAUAGAAAAGAAAGCUGGCGUGCUUCGCAUGCACAUGAUGGGCAAGCGUGUGAACUUUGCAGCGCGCUCGGUCAUCACACCGGACCCCAAUCUCAACGUCGACGAGAUCGGCAUCCCCGAAGCGUUCGCCACAAAAUUGACGUAUCCGGUGCCGGUGACGCCCUUCAACGCUGCCGAGCUGCGCCAAAUGAUCCUAAACGGUCCGAAUGUUCACCCGGGUGCUACGAUGAUCGAAGAAGAUGGCUUCGUGAAGCGGCUGAGCUCCACGGACGCGGCACAGCGCCAAGCCCUGGCCAAGCGACUGCUCACCGCGGACGACAAACCCAACAAUACAUUCAGCACACCGAAGAUCGUCCAUCGUCAUCUGCAGAACGGGGACAUACUGCUGCUGAAUCGUCAGCCCACCCUGCAUAAGCCCAGUAUAAUGGGCCACAAGGCUCGAAUUCUGCGAGGUGAGAAAACCCUGCGUCUCCAUUACGCCAACUGCAAGGCCUACAACGCCGAUUUCGACGGCGACGAGAUGAAUGCCCACUUCCCGCAAAACGAGCUGGCGCGCGCAGAGGCCUACAACAUCGCCAACGUCAGCAAUCAGUACCUCGUACCCAAGGACGGUAAACCGCUCAGCGGUCUCAUCCAGGAUCACGUUAUCUCGGGCGUGAAGCUCACUUUGCGCGGCAACUUCUUCACCAAGGGCGACUACAUGCAGCUCGUCUUCUCAGCGCUGUCGGACGUCCCGGGCAAGCUGAGCCUGCUGCCACCAAGCAUCAUCAAGCCCGUGCAGAUGUGGUCGGGUAAGCAAGUCAUCUCCACCAUCAUCAUCAAUCUGAUACCGCGGGGCCAGGCCAAGAUAAAUCUCGACGCCACGUCCAAGAUCGGCGCCAAUGAGUGGCAAGCGGCUAAACCGCGCGAAUGGAAGUGCGGCACAAAGUUCGACAAUGCCAACACCAUGUCCGAGGCCGAGGUCAUCUUCCGUGACGGCGAGUUGCUCUGCGGCGUGCUCGACAAGAAGCACUACGGUGCGACGGAAUACGGUCUCGUGCACUGCGCCUACGAGCUCUACGGCGGCACUACGUCCGGCAAAUUACUCAGCGCCUUCGGUAAGGUGUUCAUGGCCUAUUUACGAAUCAUAGGCUUUACCCUGGGCCCGCGCGAUAUUAUCGUCACGAGUCGCGCCGACGCGAAACGUGCCAAGAUCAUCGAGAAAUGCCGAAGAAUCGGCAAGAGCAUUCACAGAUCGAUCUUGCAGCUGCCCGAAGACACGCCUGACGAGCAAGUCGCCGCCAAGAUGGAAGAAUCUUACUCGACAAAUCCAAAAUUCCGCAACACCGUCGAUCGCAAGUACAAAACCAGUCUGGAUGAAUUCACCAAUAAAAUCAACAAAACCUGCCUCCCGCAGGGCCUCAUACAAAAGUUCCCUGAAAAUAAUCUCCAACUGAUGGUGCAGUCCGGUGCCAAAGGUUCCACCGUCAAUACUAUGCAGAUCUCCUGUCUGUUGGGGCAGAUCGAGCUGGAGGGCAAGCGUCCACCUCUCAUGAUCAGCGGCAAGAGUUUGCCGAGUUUUCUGGCCUACGAUCCAGCGCCGCGCGCCGGUGGUUUCAUCGACGGUCGUUUCAUGACCGGCAUCCAGCCUCAAGAAUUCUUCUUCCAUUGCAUGGCCGGUCGCGAAGGUCUCAUCGACACAGCUGUAAAAACCAGUAGAUCCGGUUACCUGCAGAGGUGCUUGAUCAAGCAUAUGGAAGGAUUGACGAUUCAUUAUGACGGUACAGUGCGAGAUUCGGACGGUACCCUCGUGCAGGUGGCUUACGGCGAGGACGGCCUGGACAUACUCAAAUCGCGCUUCCUUGAUGACGGCCAAAUGGACUUCUUGGUGAAGAAUCGUCGUGCCGUCGUCGAAGACGAGCUGCUCGAGCGAUUGAAAUCUACGUCCGAUGUGGACAAGUUCAGCAAACAAGCGCGUAAAAUACGUAAAUUCCAAAAGAAUCACGGCGAUCUUCUUCAAAGGAAUCGCAUCAGUCCGUUUCUCCUCUUUUCGAAAACCCAAGAACCCAAAGAAAAAUAUAAACUCAAAAGCUUAAAGAAGAGCGAAAUUCCGGGAAGAAGUAGAGGUGCGAGUUUGCUUCUGGACAAAUGGUUAAACUCCGACGAUGCGACGAAAAAUACGUACAAGGCGCAAGUUUAUAAGAGUCCCCAACCUCUUAUUGGCAAGUACAGACAGGAUCUUCACUUCGGUGUACUGAAUGAGAGUCAAGAAAAGUUAAUCGACAAUUAUAUGCAAAAGAAGAGCAAAUCUAUCGAUAGAGAUGACGUUAGAGACAUUCUUUGCGCCAAAAUCAUGAAAACAUUUGCUCCACCUGGCGAACCAGUUGGCUUGUUAGCUGCUCAAUCUAUUGGAGAGCCAUCUACACAAAUGACCUUGAAUACGUUCCACUUCGCGGGUCGUGGUGAAAUGAACGUCACCCUUGGUAUUCCCAGAUUGAGAGAAAUCCUCAUGACGGCUUCAAAAAACAUUAAAACACCCACAAUGGAUAUACCUUUCAAAAAAGAUUUACCUAAUUUAGAAAAAAUUGCCAACAGGAUAAAAAAGAGGUUGAACAGGUGCUAUCUAGCCGAUAUUCUGAAAAAUAUUAAAAUAGAACGCCAGCUUGAGAACGUGAACGGUCAUCGAAUGAAAUAUGAAAUCACUUUGGAAUUGCUGCCCUACAAAUGCUACAAAAAUGAGUUCGUCAUUCAUCCUAAGGAUGCCAUUGCCAAAUUCGAAGUGUCUUUCAUAAAAGGAUUCCUAGCAAUACUGAGUCCUAUGGCUAAGAAAAUUGGUGCGAACAUACGCUUCAAGGACAAGAAAGUCAGCAGUAAAGCUGAAAACGCCAUGCUCGAUGAUGAAUGUGAGGAUGACGAUGACGAUAAGAUGAAAACUAAGCCUCGCGAAAUGGAUCUCGGUGAGUUGCACGAGUCAUCGGACGAGGAAGAGAUGGCAGAGGACGCGGACGCGACUCUGGCCAGAUCGGUCGCAAAGCACCAAGAGAACCAAGAAUACGACGACCCCGAAGAUGAAGAUAUGGAAGAGGAGAAGGCAGACGCAGACGACGAUAAAGAGAAGGACGAGGACGUGAAACAGUCACUAAACUCGUUGAAUAACAACAAUAACAACAACAACGACGAAUGUACAGGGUCUUUGGAAGGGUCGGCGCGUUCUAUCCAGAACAGAAAGGAUGAGGUUAAGAAAAUAUGUCCCGAGAUCAUCGGCUACGAUUUCGACGUUAAACAUCACUCAUGGGUAAAAUACGAGUUAUCGGUGGAGGUCAACGUGACAAGUUUGGACAUACCGAAGAUUCUGCGAGGUGUUGCUAAGGAUUUAGUAAUCUGGGAGGUUCCUAAUAUCAAAAAAGCUUACGUUGACCCAGAUUCAAAUGGCGGAUUGAUUCUAAAAACCGACGGAAUCAAUAUUGAGCAAAUGUUCAGGUAUCAUGAUUACUUGGAGCUGAAUAAAUUGUACACCAAUGACAUUUAUCAAGUAUCCCAAACGUAUGGUAUUGAGGCAGCUAACAAAGUAAUUCUCAAGGAAGUGAAAAACGUUUUCAAUAUGUAUAGCAUUACUGUUGAUCCGAGGCAUUUGUCUUUAGUGGCAGACUACAUGACAUUUGAUGGUUCUUUCCAACCGAUGAGUCGUAAAGGAAUGGAAACUUCUGCUUCGCCUCUGCAACAAAUGAGCUUUGAAUCUUCUUUGCAGUUCUUGAGGCAAGCUACAGUUGAAGGAAAACAAGAUAAUUUGAUGACGCCUUCUAGUCGUCUGAUGGUGGGCCAACCUUCUAAAAUAGGAACAGGCUUCUUUUCUCUGAGGUCAAUUUGUAGUAAAUAGACUGUGUAGUGUAACUAUUUAUGACUAUGUUUUUAAAUUAAUUUUGUAAAUAUUAGAAAUAUUUGUAAUGAUAUUUUCAUUAGUUAAAUU